AUGUGGCGAUGCUACUUAGAGCUUGAUAGUGUAGCUGCUGUUAGGAGGGCUAGGCACAGACCCAUUUAUGCUUCCAUCGGAUUUGAGAGACUCCAGCCGACCUCUCAUUUUCUCAUCUGUCUAGAGGCGCCAAAAAGGAAAAACGGUGACUGGAUAUCUCGCUUCGAUGGCUCUCGUGAUUCCUGGACAUCUCGCCGGCCUUUUCUGGUGGUUCGUCGCCUGGAGACGAUGGUAAAGAGAGGAAAAAGAGCAGCGAUUCCGGAGACUGCGUUGGUGUGUUGGGUAGUCACCGGGACUGCUGAAGAAGAAGAUUCAGGUGUUGCUUGGUUUCAUGUUGGGAUUCGCAGCAGCGAGCUCGCCGGAAACGCUGUGCUUGAGGUCGCCGGUGAUAAGCAUAUUUGGCGAUUUGAGAAGCAGCAAGCAACAAACGACAGGGCAAUUCCUGUUGGCUGCGACAUUGAGAAAACGAAGGUUGACAGGUACAUCAGUUGGAGAAAGUGUUCCAUCCGCCGGCGAGUUAGAGGUUUGAAGGUUGUUGCCGAUUGUUGCUCACGAGUCGAGGAACAUGGAAGUCGGCCACUGCCGCCAUUGAUGAGGGCGAGAGACGCUGUCAGAGGUUCUUUAGUAGAGUUGGAAGCGGCCGGUGGCAGGAUGAGACGACCCGUAGAGACCCAAGCAGCCAACUGA
Molecule: messenger RNA, 687 nt
Organism: Lactuca virosa
Lineage: Eukaryota; Viridiplantae; Streptophyta; Magnoliopsida; Asterales; Asteraceae
Source: the annotation of a GenBank genome assembly